Molecule: messenger RNA, 4093 nt
Organism: Teleopsis dalmanni
Lineage: Eukaryota; Metazoa; Arthropoda; Insecta; Diptera; Diopsidae
Product: myb-like protein K
Exons: 5
Coding region: 1-3657 (1218 amino acids)
Source: RefSeq, a predicted model, not a curated record
AUGCCCGGUACUGAUGCACAAGCGAAAGAAACAUCUAUGAGGUUGAUUGGGAUUUCGAUAUCCCUAGCAGCAGCAAACGCAAAAAAGGAUUCUGUUAAAGAUGCCUCAACCAAUCCAAGUGGAACGACUAAGCUAGCUCCAGCACCUGCGACGGCUACUAAAGAAGUUACAAAGAAGGAAACAAAGACAACAACAAGUUCUAGAACAUCAAAAUCAUUGAAAGGUCCAUUGGACAGCCGUGGAAAGCGUACCUUAUACGACUUUGGUAAUGCUGGUUAUCUCUAUUCAGAUAUUGCAAGUAGACGUGCUGGUUAUGAAAGUGAAUCACGCCCUUACUAUACUGAAAGCGGCUUAUACAAUGGACAAAAUGCUAUCGCGCAAUACCCAUCAGGUUAUGGUGGAAGUUAUGGACAUUAUCCACAGUAUCUGGAAGCACCAGAACCAAUUAUAGAAAUCAUUAUUAAAGAUUCAAAUGAUACGCUAGCAACAACAGCACCACAACCAAUAGUCACUAAAAAGAAGAAAGAGAAAGUACAUGUUUUCUAUGUAAAUUAUAAAAAAGAUCAAAACAAUAAAUUACAUUUGGAAAGUCCUAUUGCCUCACUUAAUAAUGACGAACAUGAGGAAGAAGAAGAAGUUGUACAUUAUCCCCAAGUAGUUACACCCUUACCACCACUUAAAAGUACCACAUUACGUACCAUUAUACACCCAGAUUCUGAAAAAUAUCAUAGCAAUAGUGGUAUACAUGUAACCUUUGGUUCAGAAGACAAAUCACAAACUGGUCAUAUAUUAGAGGAACAUAAUGCUGAGAGCAUACAAAGCCAAGUAGUAGCAUUACCUGCUCCAAUUAAUGUGGGCAGUGGUGUAAAAAGUGAUUUAUUACCUGCAAAUACGAGAGCCGACUAUUUAAGCAAUCACCACAGUCGUUUACCAAGUGCUAAUCAUCUAUUCACUGCACCUUUCCAACAGCCACAUAGUUCCAGUUUUUAUCAAGAACUACCACAGCAGCAUGGGGGUACUUACUUUAGACCCCCAAAUAACUUAAUACACCACAAACCCCCAACACCACCACAAGCAUCACCACAAUUUUAUCAGAAACAGCCACAACAUCAGCGUCCAAAUUUCAAUCCCACGCACUCACAACCACCACCACCGCCAUCACCACCAUCUACUUCACAACACCAACCACAAGCACAGGCUUUAUAUCGAAAGCAACAUCCCACACAACAAUUAACACUUCAGCAAUCGCAUUAUUACAGCAAUCAAAAUCAACAAUAUCCACAGCAACAAUCCCAUCAACAUAGUCAAUAUUAUCAAAGCUUUCCACAUAAAGUACAACAAUCCAGCAAGCAAUCUGUGUAUUUCCCAACAGAACCACCACAACAGCAAGAACUUCCAUUACGACAGAAUGCAGGGCCUUAUCAACCAAUUAAAUUCCGUCCUACACCUGCACCAACACCACAAAUUAAACCAGUACCAAUACCAGUAAAAUUGGAAAAUACUAACUAUAAUGUUCCAACUCAACAACAUCAAUCACAACAUCAACAAUAUGAACAGCAUCAACAACAACAUCAACAACAACAUCAACAACAACAGCAACAUCAACCACAGCAUCAAUCACAACAACAUUAUCAACAACAAGCCGAGCAAGAAAAGCAACAUCACCAACAACAGCAACAAUUCCAUUUCAACCGACAGCCACAAUACGUCCAGCAACCAAGUUUCUCAUUGCCAUCACCAGUUGUACCGUCGAACUAUUACAAUAAAAAUCAACAACACACAGCUACAAAUAUACAACAAUCAAAUCAAUUUUCAAAGACAAAUAAUUAUCAAGAACAUCAUCAACAGCAAUCACCGUCUGCUUUACAAUCUUCUGCUACUCUGAGUGCUAUACACAACUAUUUGGAUAUUAAACCAUCAAAAGAAACCGAAUUACUGCAAUCGAUACCAAGAUACGAGCAACAUAUUACAGAAACCAUACAUCAUCAACAGAGUUCACAGCAGCAAUCACAAAACCAAUACAAUCAAUAUGCCUACAAUACACAGAAUCAGGUUAUCCACGAUAUACCUGCUCCCAAUUUAGGUCCUACAGUGAAGCCCCAACAACAAUCAAAAGAUCAUUUCAGCAAUAUAGAUAAUGCACAUCAACAGGUUAAUGGACACUAUAUAACCGCCACCAAUUCAAAUCAACAACAACAUUUCACAAGUUAUGCUAGCGGCGUACAAAAUGCAGCUGCUUCUCAGUCAUUUUCAUCUUCGACCCUUCCACCUCAAUAUGCACAAUCUACAGAUGGUGAGAAAAUAAUGAUUGUAACCCCAAUGCCACCCACUACUUAUAAUCAGUACCCUACACACUACAGUAAUGAGGGUCUACAGGUGCAAAUCACACCCAAUUCUCAACCAACACUACAAGUGCAAGCAUCUACAAACUUUGCGCAACAACCUCGGCAAUCAGCUUCAAGUGUACAAUCUGUCGGCACAGGUUUAGCUCUAGGUCAUUAUGAUAAUUCUCCAUUUAGUGUAUCUACAUAUCACUCUGAUGUUUUCAAAGAGCUAGAACAGCGUCAUACUCAACAAAUGAAAGAAGUACCAGCACAAACAAUACGUCAUCAAUUACCUGCUGAAGCUCAACUUGCCAAAACAAAAGAGACUCAAAAACCAUAUAUCCCUAGCGCGACGAAAACCGAGCCUGUAAAGAACAGUCCCGCUCAACAGAAACCCAAUGCUGACGAGAACUCUUCAACAACAAAUGUUAAGGCUAGUCAAACUCUAUUACAAUUACCCGAUGAAGUACCAGAUGAUUUGCGACAACAGUUGCUUUCUUCAGGCAUUCUAAACAAUGCAGAUAUAUCCAUACUGGAUUAUGAUAAAGUAGGUGACGUUGCUCUUGAAAACUUACCUCCAGAACACCUACAACACUUUUAUGGUGCAGGUGGUGGUGCACAAAUAUCCGAAUCUAACAAGGUUGUAACGGUAGUAAAACCAAAUGGUGAUAAAGUAGCGCUUUCUGAAAAAGAAAUUGAGCGAGUUAAAGAGAGCAACUCUUUACCACAAAAACAUAAUCUCGAUGUCAAAGUCGUACGUUUCAAUGCAAACAAUGAGAAGAGCGUAACAGAUAAGUAUUUGAAGACUGAUGCAACAGUCGUACCACCUGUCGACUUAGCUGAUCGUCAAUAUAAUCGUUAUUUGCCAUUAAAAAUUAAUGGUGCUCAGUUCCCCAUACCAGACAGCGAGGAAUUGCGUGGUAAGAAAGUUGUUAGUGUGGUCGUACUAGCACCUGUUGAGGCCAGUGAGGGACGCAUUGAACGUGAUACAAACGCUGAAAAUAAAGAAGUCAAAUUCUUAGGUGGCGAUCUUAUAAAGACUCUUGUCAAAAAACCGACAAAAGAAAAUUUUAAACGCUGGCUGGAAAAGGAAUCAAAAACAGAUGUUGAAAUGCAAUCCGUUGUACUUUUAGUAGCAAAAUCUCCAGACAAUGUUGAUCAGGAAAUAUUCAUGUACGACAUAACCACAGGUGCUGUGAAUAAGCUUAAUGGUGAACUAUCGAGUGCGUUCGUUAAUGUAGCUGAAGAAAAUGCCAGCACGGAAGACUUAGAGCAUGCGUCCACAUUAGACCCUAGCUUUCUGGAAACUAUGAUGCAUAAGAGCCGGAGAUGAAUUUCAUUAUAAACAAUCCACUUAACAAAUUUCGUGCUACUUUAGUGCGAAAAUUCAUGUUAAAUCGCCAUUUUUUUUCUACAUUUUUAUUUUAGUAAUUUAAUGUGAAAUACUGGAAACUACGCUCGCAGUGUCUGGAAUUUACUAUUUCAGAGACCCAUUAGAAUAUCUUAAAUUUAUUUUCAUUAUAGUCAAAAAUUGUAAAAGGUUAGGUUCGAACAAUUGACACUUCCAGCGUAGUUUUAAAGUUGACACUAGUAAAAUUAAAAAAAUAUUUAGCAAUAAUGCAUGGAUCCGUAUAUUGCUCAGAAGAUCCACCGUUUUAGAAAUUCUAAAGAAAAAUAAGGAUAAUAGGAUAGUAUAUGCAUUGAACAGCAAGAGAUGUUGUCCUCAUUCAUUUGUGGUUUCCACUUAAAUACUUUUUAUUUUGGACUUU